UGUCUCUUUCUCCUUUUCACCCCCAUCUCUCUUUACUUCAUCAUUCUCUCUCCAUUCUUGCUUGAUUGAUUUCACUUAAACCCUACUUACAACCCAUUUCGAAACGAUUUCCAUUGAUGAUAUCAGAGGAAAUUUUUUGUUGAUUUAAUUGAAACCCUAGAGAGAAGAUUGGUUGAAUCGAAAUGGGUUGUGCUCAAUCCAAGAUUGAGAAUGAGGAAUCUGUUUCUAGAUGUAAGGAUCGCCGGAAUUUUAUGAAGGAAGCGGUGACGGCGAGAAAUACUUUCGCUUCUGGCCAUUCUGGUUACGCUAUGGCUUUAAAGAACACCGGAGCUGCUUUGAGUGAUUAUGCACAAGGGGAAGCUGAUGAAGUCUACCAUCCCCAUUUGGGUGGUGGUGGUGGUGGAGGCGUCGGAGGUGAAUCAUCGGAGCCGCCACCUCCUCCACCGCCAAUCAUGGAGCAUCAUCUCCCUCCACCUCCGCCGCCGUUACCUACAUAUUCCCCUGUUCCGCCGCCAAUGCCUAGCUUUUCACCGACACCAACUCCACCGCUACAGCGGUCGGUUACAAUGCCGGCGAUUCCGGUUACCAAAAAGGGCGGUCGGAAGAUGAAUAACGGAGCCAUACUUGAGGAAGAUGAAGAGGAAGGGGAGGAUGAGGAGGAAGAAGAUAAUGUUAUUGAUUUAAGAGGGAGGAAAGGGCGGAAGAGUGGCGGCAGGAUGGCGGCAGAGGACGAUGCUCCAUCGCCUCUAACUCAAACUCCGGUUGCACCACCACCACCGCCACCGGAGAGCGAUAAGAUGCCUUGGGAUUACUUUGAUAUGGGCGGUAUGCCUUGGACCCAUUUGAAUGAAGAAUACGAUGAGGGUAUUGACGAAAAAGACGAGGAGGAAGAAGUAGAGGAGGAGGAGCAAAUGGACGGUGCACACCACCACCUCCACCACAACAACCACCAUCUCCACCACCAUCAGGUGGAGCCGAAAACUCCUGAGAAAGUGGUGAUGGAGGGAUUUACAACGGAGGAAGAGGAGACACCGGUGAUGGCCAAGGAUAGGCAAUUCACACAUUCUAAUACGGCACCACCAGAUAUUAACCGGAGAGGAGGCGGCAAUGGCGGUGGUGGUGGCAUGGUUGUGGGGUCAAGCAGUGUCAAUUUGUUGAAGAUUUUUGGAGACAUCGAUGAUCAUUUCUUGAAGGCUUCUGAGAGUGCACAAGAGGUAUCAAAGAUGCUCGAGGCCACACGGAUGCAUUAUCACUCAAAUUUUGCCGAUAACCGUGAUCACAUUGAUCAUGCCGCAAGAGUCAUGCGAGUUAUCACAUGGAACCGAUCAUUCAAAGGUGCGCCCAACGGUGAUGGUGGUAACGAGGAGUAUGAUGACAAGAAUGAAACCCAUGCCACCGUGCUUGAUAAGCUUCUAGCAUGGGAAAAAAAGCUCUACGAAGAAGUUAAGGCUGGGGAGCUUAUGAAGCUCGAGUAUCAGAGGAAGGUUGCGUUGCUUAACAAACUGAAAAAACGUGGUGCGAGUACGGAAUCUUUAGAGAAAACAAAGGCAGCGGUAAGUCAUUUGCAUACGAGAUACAUCGUUGAUAUGCAAUCAUUGGAUUCAACGGUUUCAGAAGUGAACGACAUUCGAGAUAAGCAGUUAUAUCCAAAACUCGUGACUCUUGUUGACGAGAUGUCGAAGAUGUGGGAGGCCAUGUGCACUCAUCAUGAAAACCAGUUAACGGUUGUUUUGGAUCUCAAAUCGCUUGACGUCUCGGGUGCACCGAAGGAGACGACAAAACACCAUUACGAACGAACCAUCCAGCUCUAUCACGUGGUUCAAGGGUGGCACUCGCACUUUGAAACGCUCGUAACCCAUCAAAAACGUUACAUCCAAGCCCUCAACAACUGGCUAAAACUAAACCUCGUGCCCAUCGAAAGCAGCUUGAAGGAGAAAAUCUCAUCACCGCCAAGAAUCCAACAUCCACCGAUCCAAACCCUCCUCCAUUCAUGGCACGACCACCUCCAGAAGCUUCCGGAUGAGCUCGCGAAAAGUGCGAUUUCAUCAUUUGCUGCCGUUAUCGAGACCAUCAUGAACCAUCAAGAGGAAGAAAUGAAGCUCAAGGAGAAAUGGGAGGAAACUAGAAAGGAGUACUUGAGGAAGAACCAGGCUUUUGAGGAUUGGUGUCAGAAGUAUGCAAUGAGGAGGGGCCCACAAGAUGAAACCGAUCCGGACCGCAUAUCGGGGACGGAUCCUAACGAUCCGAUUUCCGAGAGACGGUUUGUGGUGGAGACAUUGAAGAAGAGGCUUGAUGAUGAAAUUGAAGCUCAUCAGAAGCUGUGUGUUCAAGUGAGGGACAAAUCAUUAGGGAGUCUCAAGAUUCGGUUGCCCGAGCUCUUCCGAGCGAUGUCCGAUUACGCUCACGUUUGUCGGGAUUCGUAUAAACGGUUGAGAUCAAUCGUGCAUUCGCAGAAUCACCCGAACGGAAAUUAAGUUGUUUCGUGGCUCAUCUUAUGGUUCUAUGAUCAUGUUGUAUCCACAGUUUUUCACAAUGUGGACCGAUGUACCCUGAAAAAACUCUCCGAAAAUCGCCCCUUUUUUUGAACCAAUCGAUCCGUUCGGCAUCGGGUUUAGAGGGCAAAAUUGGAAUUUGGAAGGUGCUUUUUGAUGCAUUGUUGGCUUGUACUUUACUUUGCAAAUUGUAAGGUUGGGUAAUGCAUUUUGAAAUGGGGGAUGUUUUUAUGC
Cynara cardunculus var. scolymus (artichoke) is the source of this 2726-nucleotide messenger RNA. RefSeq names its product nitrate regulatory gene2 protein. Lineage: Eukaryota; Viridiplantae; Streptophyta; Magnoliopsida; Asterales; Asteraceae. The record is from RefSeq and is a predicted model, not a curated record. The transcript has 5 exons. The coding region runs from base 183 to 2474 and encodes 763 amino acids.